UGAUCGGGCGGUAUGAUCGAAGCGCAAAACGACGUAAAAACACUGAAACAUGUGGUUCAGCUCUCACACUAUUCUUACCUGCAAAUCGCCAAUCACCAUCGCCGCCGUCUCCUCCCCUUUCUCUCACCAGCCACCGCCGUCGUCUUCGUUACUUUUCUAAGGUGUAUUUAAAAUCUCUAUUUGAUAAAAUUGACAGUGCAUUGUAUUUUGGUAGUAUAAGCAGCGAGGGGAUUUGAAUCCUUUUUCUACUUUAUUGGAAUUUUGAGAACGGUUCUGAAUGGCGGCUGCGAUUAUGCAAAGUGUUGGGGCUACAACGGCUAUUUCGUCGGUCAAUUACAAGAAUUCCGGCUACGCUUCUCGCAGAUCUUUCCCAGAGAGGAAACGGAGCUGCCUUUCCAUUCACUGUGAUGGAAGUUUGACCUUUGGCAUGAACAAUCAGAACAACCGGAGUGCAGGGUUGUCCACUAACGCAGUUGCAUCGAAGCAAGAUAAUGUGACAGCUUCUACGGCAUCCAAGCCCGGGCAUGAACUUUUGCUUUUUGAAGCCCUCCGUGAGGGCUUGGAGGAAGAGAUGGACAGGGACCCACAUGUCUGCGUAAUGGGCGAAGACGUGGGCCACUACGGAGGCUCAUACAAAGUAACCAAGGGCUUGGCACCAAAGUACGGUGACCUCAGAGUUCUCGACACCCCCAUUGCCGAGAACUCCUUCACCGGAAUGGCAAUUGGAGCCGCUAUGACGGGCCUUCGCCCCAUAAUUGAGGGCAUGAACAUGGGCUUCCUCCUCCUCGCAUUCAACCAAAUCUCCAACAACUGCGGCAUGCUCCACUACACCUCCGGCGGCCAGUUCAAGAUUCCGGUGGUCAUCCGCGGCCCUGGCGGCGUCGGCCGCCAGCUCGGGGCUGAGCACUCCCAGCGCCUCGAGUCCUACUUCCAGUCAAUCCCGGGUAUUCAAAUGGUGGCUUGCUCCACCCCUUACAACGCAAAGGGGUUGAUGAAGGCCGCCAUAAGAAGUGACAAUCCGGUGAUUCUGUUCGAGCAUGUCUUGCUCUACAAUCUGAAGGGAAAUAUUCCGGACGAGGAGUACGUUUGCAGCCUGGAGGAGGCCGAGAUGGUGCGGCCGGGUGAGCAUGUGACGAUUCUGACGUACUCGAGGAUGAGGUACCAUGUGAUGCAGGCGGCAAAGACUCUGGUCAACAAGGGGUACGAUCCGGAGGUGAUUGAUAUUAGGUCUUUGAAGCCGUUCGAUCUUUAUACGAUUGGGAAUUCGGUGAAGAAGACUCAUAGGGUGGUGAUUGUGGAGGAGUGCAUGAGGACCGGUGGGAUUGGGGCUAGUUUGACUGCUUCGAUAAACGAGAAUUUUCAUGAUUAUUUGGAUGCUCCGAUUGUGUGCUUGUCUUCGCAGGAUGUGCCCACACCAUAUGCCGGGACGCUCGAGGAGUGGACGGUUGUUCAGCCUGCGCAGAUUGUUGCUGCAGUUGAGCAGAUUUGCAAGUGAGUUUAAAGUUUUGAAAUAUGAGUUGGUUGAAAUAGUAAAGAUUUUGUAAGAAUUUUUUAUCUUGGUUUGUUGGAGUUGGAUUUUAUGUAAUUGUCUUUUCAGUACUGUUAUAUGGUAUUUUAACUGUGUAACUGGGUCCAAUUGGUUUAGUGAUUGAAAUGUAUGGGAAAUGUUUGGAAUAGAUGGAUUGGAAAUGUUAGGGCUUUAAAGCCCAAAUCUUAAAUGGGCUUUUAUUUGUUAAUUUAUUUUUAUUUUUACCUUUU
Erythranthe guttata (spotted monkey flower) is the source of this 1758-nucleotide messenger RNA. RefSeq names its product pyruvate dehydrogenase E1 component subunit beta-3, chloroplastic. NCBI's taxonomy places the organism in Eukaryota, Viridiplantae, Streptophyta, Magnoliopsida, Lamiales, Phrymaceae. The record is from RefSeq and is a predicted model, not a curated record.